Molecule: messenger RNA, 1810 nt
Organism: Parasteatoda tepidariorum (common house spider)
Lineage: Eukaryota; Metazoa; Arthropoda; Arachnida; Araneae; Theridiidae
Biological process (GO): cobalamin transport
Molecular function (GO): cobalamin binding
Source: RefSeq, a predicted model, not a curated record
CAUAAUAUAAGACCGCUAGUGUUAUUUUGAAACUAGAUUCGGAUGCUUCAAUUUCUAUAGAAAUCAUAAAAACAUGUGGAACCUCAUUUCUAGUUUGUUGUUUGCCACCCUUUGUUUUUACCAAGCAUUGCCAAUACAGUCUAAAUGUGUGGAUUUAAAAGAUCUGAGUGGCAACAUAACCGAAAUUUACUCCGGUCCCAAAAAUAUCAAAUACAACAAAUGUUGGAACAUUUUAAAUCCUGAGAAUAACUCGUUGGAAAUUGAGCUGAAGCACCUGGAUUUUGAAAAAAGGUCUUGUGAUUACGUUUGCCUAACCAUCUUAGUCAACAAAACAGGAGAAAAAGUGAAAUGGUGUGAAAACAGUCAGAGGAAAAAAAUAGCUGUCUACUCUAAAGUCUCUAUCAAUUUCUAUGCAGAUUAUGGCGAGCUUACUCCAAAUAGUCGGAAGAAUUUUGAAAUACACUAUAAAAUUGAUACUAGUACGAAAGGAAUUGAGGGUGUGAAAGAUGCCUUGAAACAAACUGUUAAUUGGUCGAUAAGUAACUCUACUUCGUGGAAAUGGAUUGAUCACAUCCCGAAAGUUAUCACAGCCCUUGCCCUAUCAGAAGGCGCUAAAUUUGACGGUAAAAAUCGCGAAGAGCUGCUUAUGGUGAAACAAAGGGAACUUCGAAUUUCAAUUGCUUUGCUGCGUGAUACUAUUUCAAGUGAGCAGCUAAGCAUCUUCAUAAACUCCAUUCUCUCUACCUGUCAUAAUCCUCGCAAUUUUUACGGAUAUAAUUUGGUGGAACUUCUAAAAGAACAAAUAGCAUCUGAGAAUUUCACGCAUCCGGUAUCCUACUUGGCACUUUGCAACGCUAAUGAAACAUGGCCGGUAGAAGCAUAUGAAAAUCUCUUAAAAAUAUACAAAAGCAAAUCCAGAUUGCCCAUCAACAGAGAUUACCAAGCAUUUGCCGUGAUGGCUCUUUCUUGCGAACUUCGACUAGGUGGUAGCGAUUCAAUUCCAAACGGAAUAGAGCUUUCAAGAGCUUAUAAAGAAACCGUUCUUAGGUUGAUGAGUCUACAAAGUGAACGUGGUAGUUUUGGAAAUGUCCAGAGAACAGCUGUUAUGACUCAGGCGUUAUUGUCAAGCGUCGCCAUCAAUGGUUUCGAUGAUGGCUGGGAUCACAUGAAAGCUUUUCGAUUUCUCUUAAAAUCCAUGAAAGUUCCACCAACUGACGUUCUGUCGACAUACUUGAUCCUUCCACUGCUGAACGACAAAACCCUGGUCGACAUUGCUUUCACCAAUUGCUCAGCAUCAAGAGACCAAGAUGAUCUUGUGGCGGAGGUACAUGAUUACUUGGGACCGAAGAUUCAAGUCCAGUACUCAUUGUUUAUAGGAGGCAACAAAGAUGUGAUUCACACAAUAAUACUCAAAGUACCAAAAUACUUCACAGCGUUUGAUGUGAUGAAGUUUGCUGCACUCAAAGACAAAAAAUACAAAUUUAAAUACGAAACAGUAUCUGGAGAAUUGGAUAUUUAUGAACUGGCCGACAUUCAAAAUAAUCCGGAGGAUGGAAAGUUUUGGUUAUUUUAUAAGAAAAAAGCAGCAGCAGGAAAUGCUUUUGAGCAAGAGGAAGAAGGGCCAGAAAAAAUAACUCUAUCCGAAGGUGAUCACAUUGCCAUGUGGUACAAGAGAUAUUCCAUGAACUAAUAUUGAUGAAUAUAUGUAACGUUUUGUCGAUAUAAUCGAAGAAAAUAUCUGUUAUCUGUUCCAAGAAAGUAUCACUUUCAACAAUGUGAUCAGUGCUUUAAAUAAAUAUUUUUUCCCACA